UGUGAGCCUCCUGACGGACGGGGUGGGGAGCUGACUCCUGCCCCUUGCCAGUCGGAUGCGGUGUGACCUGAAAUUUGGGAUCACUGAUGUGUUUGGGAGUGUGCUCCUGCAGCACCCUCUCAUUUCCUGGAGUUAAGUUUUGGUUUCGCGUGUAACCCGGUUCUGUUUGGGAUUCCUCAGAGGAAGUCGCUGAGCCCAGCAGUUCCCUGCCUCUGGGGCUGAGCCGCGACCUGUUCCUGAGUUGGUGUGUGUUGCCUGAAGUCACUGUCUUCUUUGUCGAUCUUUGUGGCUGUAUCCUGGCAGCAGGUUAUUGACUGGAAGGUGUGGGAUUGAUGGUGUCUGAGCUGCUGGGAUCACUGAACAAUGGUGCAGAGAGGACCCCUUCUGCUGUUGGCUUUUAUCUCUGUACAUCUGACCGUGACAGAACCAGCCAAGAUCCUGACGGUUAUCCUGAUCGGGGGGAGCCACUAUCUGAUCUUCGACGAAAUUUCCCAAAUCCUUCAUGACAGUGGGCACAGUGUGAACAUGCUGGUGCAGCUCGGCAUCCCCAGGAUCAAAGGUAUCAACUACACAAGCAGAAACAACAGUUACCGAGUUACCUCCUGGUCAGGAAAUGAGGAAUACAUUUCCAGCUUCAACAAUUGGUUCCUGGAGCAGCAGAAAUUGUUCUUUGAGGGAAGAGACUCUCUCCGUGAUUUUCGGGAUCUGAUGGGCCAUUUCGCUCUGCAGUGCGAGAUGAUCCUGAAUGACACCCGUCUGAUGGAUUCCUUAAAGGCAGAGCAGUUUGACGUUGCGUUGAUCGAUGCGUUCAAUCCCUGCUCCUUCCUGGUGGCAGAAAAACUCCAAGUCCGCUUUGUGUCUGUCCACGGGGGCAACUUUGUGAAUUGGUAUCUGGCCGAUCUCCCAAGCCCUGUGUCGUACGUCCCUGCGUCACGCUCCAUGCUCUCGGAUCAGAUGGGAUUCUGGGAGAGACUGAAGAAUUCCGCCAUGUUCCUGGGUGCUUUGCUCGUAGAGAGACUAUUGUUCGCACAGUUUGAUCGGGUGAUCAGGACAUGUUUCCCAGACGGAUCACAGCCCACCCUCUCAGAGCUGUACCUGAAAGCUGAGCUGUCAAUCUUUAACACUGAUUUCGCCCUGGAUUUCCCAAGGCCACUGCUUCCCAAUAUGGUGUAUGUUGGAGGUUUGCUUUCAAAACCAGCUAGACCACUCCCCCAGGAGCUGGAAGAUAUUAUAUCGACAGUCGGUGACGAAGGCUUUGUGGUGGUGACGUUCGGGUCAAUGCUAGCCUCUGUCAAUCAGCGGGUGGUGCUGGAGGAGCUCAAUGCUGCUUUCUCAUGGAUCCCACAGCUGGUUAUCUGGAGGCAUCUACACAAACAUUGGCCAAGUGAAGUCCUUCCUGCUCCUAAUGUCAAGCUGGUGGAUUGGCUUCCUCAGAAUGACCUGCUCGGUCACCCUAAGGUUCGUCUCUUGGUGACCCACGGUGGCCUGAACAGUCUGCUAGAAGCGGUCUACCAUGGUGUGCCAGUGAUUGGAAUCCCACUGUUUGGAGAUCAGUUCGAUAACAUGGUGAGAGUAGAAGCAAAGGGCUUUGGUUUGACCGUCCAAGUCAACCAGCUGCAGGCACUAAGCAAUGCCAUGGCAAAGGUUACAGGAGACAAGAGGUACAAGGCUUCAGCAAUGACUGUAAGUCGCUUGCAUCGCUCACACCCAUUCCCCCCUCGCCAACGCUUGCUGCGAUGGGUGGAAUAUAUUGUGGAGCAUGGAGGGAGUCACCUUCGAACAUAUGGCUUACAGCAGCCCUGGUACCAGCGCUACCUCCUCGAUGUCAUUCUGUUCUCCCUGGUGAUGGUUUCGAUGAUGAUUUACAUUGUCACCAAGUUGGUGAAGUUUGCCAUGGAUCGGCUGCGCAGUGGAGGGAAAUCAAAAGUAGCUUGAAGUGACUUUGAUCACUGACCAAUGAACUCCAAUACCUGUUCAGAAUCUUGGAACAAAAUUUUAACUUCUUUUUGUUGGUAUUUUAUCGUGCACUGUAAUCAUGUAAGGAAACUGUAAUGAACUAUGUUUAAUUUUUGUGGUAUGGCUGAUUGAAAUGUGAAUUCCUUACCCGGGAACACUCAGUGGAUUGUAAUAGCUGAUGCUGUUGUAAUUUGGGGAGGUGAACAAUUUGAAAGUUUUCUGGGAAAUGUAUAAAUUGACCUGAGAAUUGUUACAACAUAGAGGUGGACCUCUCUGUUACUAAAAUCCAAACACCCAGAAAAGUUCAUCUCUACUCAUAAUCUGUUAAAAUAUGAGUGACAGGGAACUUGGCAAAUUCCACUAUUUAAAGAAAAUAACAUCAAUUUAUCUUUUAGCUCUAAACGUGAACAUUAAGCAACUAUCCACAACUCUGAGCUCCCCCUCCUCUCUUAACCGCUUACAACCCGCCUCCAACUCUACAACAACAUGCUGUUCCAAUUAGACACUUAUUAAAAUUGCAUCAACUUAAUUUCAAAGCCACGCAGCCGAUAUCACCUUCUGUGUCUUCCUUCUUCCAGCUGAAGAUCUCCCUGGCUCGUCCUCUUUAUUUUUACAGCGAGUAUGUUUCAUAUGAAAAGGUGCCCUCUGAUUGAGAGCGUUCCCUAAUUUCUUGGGUCUCUCUCAAUGGCAGUUGCUCUGUCUCCGAUUUUCAAACGCCUGCACCUUUAUAUCCCCAACAUCGGAUCGUCUCAGUAAACGCUAAAACCGUUGCAGUAGUUAACACUGCUUUUAAAUUCUCAAAUGCCUCCUGGCAUUGUUCUGUCUAAUGAAAUUUUGUGUUUGUCUUUAGUAAAUCUGUUAGCAGAGCUGCCACGCUGCUGAAGCUUGGAACAAACUCCCGGUAGAAUCUAAGUAGUCCCAAAAAUUGAAACACCUCUUUCUUCGAGGAUGGUUGUGGAAAUUGUGGAGGAUAGUAGAAUCAAGGGUUAUAGAGAUAAGACAAGAAGAGGAUACUAAUUAGGAAUGAUCGGCCAUGAUCAUAUUGAAUGGCGGUGCAGGCUCGAAGGGCUGAAUGGCCUACUCCUGCUCCUAUUGUCUAUUAUCUAUUAAAUUCCUCAAUGGCCUUCGUCUUUGCGUCCCAUGGGGUCAGCCUUCCAUGACCGAUGUUAUGUCCCAAGAAUGUCACCUCUGCCUUCAUGAAUUCUGUUUUCUUUACAUUUAUUACCAGUUUUUAUUGUCGUAAGUGUUCAAACAGCUCUGGCAACUGUACCAUGUGAUCUUUCCAUGACUCGCUAAAGGUCACUACAUCAUCCAGAUAAACUGCACAAUUUGUUAAUCUGGCCACAACUCUAUUCAUGAGGAUUUGGAAUGUGGCUGGUGCGUUCUUCACUCCAAAGGGCAUCUCUUUGAAUUGAUACCUGCGACACAACAUCGUGGGCUGAAGGGCCUGUUCUGUGCUGUACUGUUCUAUGUUCUAUGUUCUAUGAUAUAACCCAUUGGGGUUACAAACGCUGAAGCUUCUUUCGCUUUCUCUAAUAAAGGAACCUGCCAGUAA
Messenger RNA from Hemiscyllium ocellatum (epaulette shark), 3511 nucleotides. RefSeq names its product UDP-glucuronosyltransferase 3A1-like. Gene Ontology annotation, molecular function: UDP-glycosyltransferase activity. The transcript is spliced from 8 exons. NCBI's taxonomy places the organism in Eukaryota, Metazoa, Chordata, Chondrichthyes, Orectolobiformes, Hemiscylliidae. The coding region runs from base 364 to 1935 and encodes 523 amino acids. The record is from RefSeq and is a predicted model, not a curated record.